Molecule: messenger RNA, 7900 nt
Organism: Aedes albopictus (Asian tiger mosquito)
Lineage: Eukaryota; Metazoa; Arthropoda; Insecta; Diptera; Culicidae
Product: PHD and RING finger domain-containing protein 1
Exons: 6
Coding region: 490-6270 (1926 amino acids)
Source: RefSeq, a predicted model, not a curated record
CUCUCUCGUCUCAAAGUCGCCAUUUUUGUCCUACCUCUCCGGUUUGUACGUCAAGCCUUUCUUUCUGGAGUUGGUUCAAGUUUUUUCAAGUGUUGAAUUCCUGUUGAAAAAAUAGUUCGUGGUGGCCAAAAAGUGUACCAAAAGAAAGUCUAGCCCGGGAAGAACAUUCGGCGAACGGCAGAGUGUGGAUUCCGUGCCGUUUCUGGGGUGUUUAGUGCGUUGGAAAAGUUGGCAAUUUUUACCUCUCCGUUUUCUUCCCGUCGUCGACGUCGUGCGCCGAGAGUGGGAGGUGACGAAGAAGAAAAAGUCCCUGUGUUUAUUAAGCGCCGCAAUGGUGGCUGGCUAAUGGCUAAGCGGGGGAGCCAGCCUUUCUGUACUCUGUGAGGAUUAUUCUCUGUUGUUUUAAUUCGGUGUGUGAAAGAUUUGCUACAAGAAUCGGAGCUUCCGGACGAGGUCAGGUCACGUCAGAUUUGAAACGGUGGCGGCAACAUGAGUGACUCCGACGAUGACAUCAUGGCCGGAGGGGGAGCCCGUAGCAGUCGUCGGCUGCGACGCAGAACGGGACCGAGUUCAUCCACGGCUGCCGGACCGGCGCCUUCCAGUUCGGCGAGGGGCUCGGCACGUAGGGCUGCGGCAGUGGCCAAUCGGAGACGGCUGCGGGACGACAGCAGUGACCAGUCUUCCGGUGCGGAUAACGGGAACAGCGAUAGUGGCAGCGAGAUUGAACAAUCCGCACGCAAGAAGAAGGCUAAGAAGUUUGUGGAAGACGACGAGGCGGGCCCGAGUGGAACGCAGCAGCCCGUCGUCCACGAUAGUUCCGAGUGGGAAUCCGACUGGAACAGCGACGAGGAACAAGCGUUACUCAAUUCCGGUGGUCAGCAGGCCGCUGCCGCUCUUGUAAGCAAACUAGGGUACGCUUCGGACUCGUCAACUAGCAGCAACGACAGCGAAAAGUGUCCCAUCUGUUUGCUGUCUCUGAACGACCAGGAGAUCGGUGUCCCAGAGGUAUGCGAGCACAUAUUCUGCGCUCCCUGUAUCGAGGAAUGGUCCAAAAAUGUCACGACCUGUCCAAUCGAUCGCAAAAACUUCGAUGUCAUCAACAUCUACAAAAGUGUCGAUAGGAAACAAUUGGUUCGCAAGAAUGAGGUGCAGGUGAAGGCACCGGAUGAAGUUCCCCUCGUCGAGGAUCAUGAGUUGACCAAUUGCGAAGUCUGCCGCCGUCCGGAUCGCGAAGAUUCCAUGCUGCUUUGCGAUUCGUGCAAUUUGGGCUAUCACAUGGAUUGUCUGACUCCUCCACUGACGGAAAUUCCAUCCGGAUCAUGGUACUGCGAUUGCUGUUUCGCCUCCGGUUCCGAUGCAGAAGAUGACGAAGAGGUCGAAGAUUUGUUGAACGACCUCGACGAGAUCGGUGGUGUUCGACAGACUCGGCUGCGCAUGCGCAUGAACAGUCCUCCGAGAAUCGUCCGAACCAGACAAAGCGAACGGAUCCGGGCAACGAUCCUCACCCGUACUGCGACGGCUGUUCGCUUGAACGUCGUCGAAGAUUUGGAUCAACCCGGUCCGUCCACAAGGGCCAGAAGUGGAGCAGUCGGUGGAACGUCCGCAAGAGCGGCCCCGGCGAGAACGGUUCGUAAGCGUCGUAAGCGUCGAACUCGGAGGAAAAUUUUGAGGAUGAUUAUCUCAGAGUACGAUGUGGACAAUGACGACGAAAAAUUCGCUAUCAAACGGAAAAAGAUUUACAACACUUUGAAAAAGCUGAGCAAAAAACGUUCGAAGCGUAAGCGGGCAUCUCGCAAGAGCAGGGAAGCUACAUCCGGACUUAACGAAGAAGGAGCUGAUGUGCAGCGUCAGCGCUUCAGCACUGGUAUUCCAACGUUGAAGAUCUUCGGAGGGGCCAACGAUCUGGAUUACUUCUCGGAUGAGAAUGCCGGCGACGAUGACUUGGAAGCGGAUGUUUCGCUUGGAGGCCGAGGCGAAACCGCUGCCAUUUCCAGCAUUCGUGCAACGCUGCGAAAUCCUCUGGGACGUAGAAGAGUUCUGAAGAGCGGAUUCGAAGCUAGCUCAACCAGUGGAUCGGUUGACCUGCUCGGCAGUAUUAUGGAGAAUCAGGAACGUUGGCAUUCCAAGAAAGGGCUGGGAGAUGUUAAAAUUGAUAACGGUAAAAUUAUCUUCAAAAAUGACAGCCCUCAAAAGAAGGAUUCGAAUCCCCCGGGAGCAACCCAAGCUGGAAUUGGGCACAACUUCCAGGGCGGUGUUACCGUAUCUUCAGGUUCCAACACCGGGGCGGCUGAUUCUACCAGUUCCAAUCGAAAUGGCCAGUCCAGCGAAACGGGAGGCUCGUCUGGAGUCGCCGCCGCCGCUAGUUCGACGUCUUCUGGAGCAGGUGCUGGUGGUAACAAUGAUAAUAAUGACAGCGUUCCCGAUCCUUCGGAUAUGUCUAUCUUUGUGGAUUUACCUCCUCUAAAGAAUCCCAGUGAGGAGGAUGAAGAUGAAAAGAAGAAAAAGAAGGAAUCGUUCGAUAUGUUUGGAUCAGAACCUAUUCCACUGCCUUCCGCGUCGACAUCCGGUCAGCCAGGUCCGACGUCGAUCAAUCCCGCUCCAGAAAGCACCACUGCGGAUGACUCGGAUCUUGCUCCGGGUUCAUCCAAAGGGUUUGGCAAAUUCAAGUAUACAAUGACCUCAGAAGCCAAUAACUGCCCAAAUUUUUCGGUUUACUCAUCGGAAACGCUCCAGUAUGCAAAGACCGGCGGCGAGGAACCGUACGAUCCGUUAGACAGUGAGCAAAAAACCGAUGAUGAGUUUGAAGAGCGUGACGAAGAUCUGGUUCAGUUGGACGAUGAAGAGCCUGCAGCUCAGAAGCCAACGGACACCCCAGCUGAGCCGGACCAGGAACACAUUCCGAAUGGAACCGAUAAGCUUCCGGUGGGCGAUCUGGAUCACGAUGCGUUCGAUUCCGAUUCCGACGACGAACUGAAAAAGAUAGAGGAAUCGUCCGCACCCAUUGGUCCGGAACCGGAACCGACCGACGAGCUGGAAGCGUUGACACCGCCCCUCACAACAACCGUAGCUGCUGCGUUGGCUUCUUCGGGAACCGCUGUUACUACGACAGCUGGGCUACACGCCGAGACGGUUGUGGUCGGUGAAGCAAGCACAACCACUGCUCCCAGUGCAGGUGCUGCUCCGGCUAAUUCGGCCCAAGGUGAAGAGGAUCGCAGUUACACCCCGUGUCUGGACGAAAAGUACCAGGAAGCUCGCCGGGAACACGACAAGAGUGGCUCAACGCCAACUCUACCGCCACCAUCUCAGAAAGAAGGCAUUGAUGGCAUGGACACGGAAAUGAUUUCUGACGAGGAUGAAAAUACGUUCAAGGAAGAUGAAGCUCGACCGACCUCGGCAUCGAAACCAUCGUCUUCUGGUGCUAGGAAGAAGGAUCUUGCCUUCAAGAAGGUAAACAAGAAAGGAAAGGAACGUAACUAUCGUGACAAGGAAACCAAAAAACGGGAUCGCAAUGACAACGACAAGGAAAAUCACGACCGCCGCUCGCGAGAACGCAAUCGUCAGCGUCGCCCCAAGAGGAAGGAGCUGGAACGUUACGAUGUCCGCACGGUAAUUGAGAAACGUCCGCGGGUGAUGAAGGAUCCCUUCGGUAGGGACGUUACUCCGAGACCUCGUUCCAAGACUCGCAGUCGUAGUCGCACCCGUAGCCGUACACCGGAGCGUCGUCGGGAAUUGUCAAUUUCGCUGAGUCCAGAACCUCCACGACGCUUCAACAGAAGACGUUCGCCUUCGCCACGGUUCCGAGCAGGACGCAAUCGUUCACCGUUGCCGUUCCGUAGAAACGAAGAAAGAAGAUCUUUGUCCAGAGGUCCUAGAAUGCGAUCCAUCAGUAGGCAGCGUUCGAGAUCUCCAGUGGUCGCUCGUCCACGUUUGAUUCCACGAUCCAUUUCAAGAACACCUUCCCCUCCUCCUCGUGCUCGGCUUCCACGGUCAAUCUCGAGAACGCCCAAGUCACGCUCCCGUACUCCGGACAUUCGUGGGGCCAAAACAAAGAAGACUAAGAAAAAGAAACGUCUAGCUUCGGUUAGCAGAAGUCGCAGUCCUAGCGUCGAUCGCGGUAAGAAAAAGACCAAGAAGGGACGCAAGAAGAAGAACAAACAUCGCAGCAGGUCCCCAGGUGGUAAAAAGAAGAAGACCAGAAGGAGGUCCGCAUCGCCCAUGAUGUCACGGUCUCGGUCGAGAUCCACGUCGAUUCCGCCGGCGCAAACCACCGGAGUCCUAACCGAGCGAUUUGCCAAGGUUCGACAGCAGAAUUCGUGGACUCCUCCGCCACCGGUGCGACCGAAAACCAAUGGCACCAAUCUGACGGUGAUUCUGACGAACGAGGAAGCGCUGGCAAAACAAGCAAAGGAACGCGAGCGCAAGCGAAAAGAAGCUAGGCGCCGCGAUCGGGCACGUGACAAAAAUCUACCCUCGAAGGAAGUAUUUACAUCAGGUGAUAAUAUAUUAGUUAGUGUUAGUUUUAACGACAAAAAUUUAAAUAAGGAGAAUGAAGCAGCUGCCGAAGGAGAAGCCGCUGCGAUUACACAUAAGAGAUUGAAAGACAUGGCUAAGAAGCGAGCCGAAGCUGAAAAGGCCAAGCGAAGACGUCUGGAGCGUUUGAAAAAGACUCGCGGUGAAGCUCCCAAACCAGUGGUCAUUAUCGACCUGGACCGGUCACCGUUCCGCGUAAUGACUCCUUCUCCCAGGGCGGUAAUUGUCCUAAGUGACAGCGACAACGAGAAGGACAAAGACCGACGGGAUGCCGACCCCAACAGAGCCGGUGCCGCUGGAAAUCAACAAGUUAACGCAGAAUCCAGUACUAAUGGGCCGUCCUCGACGAUGCGGAAAUCUCCUGCCGAGCGGCAUGAAGAGGACAUGUUUGGUCCAAAAACACCUCCCGGCUUCCCCAGCCAACCGCAGCCCUCGCAGAGCAAACCUCAAGCGCCAAAGUUUUCCAUGCAAGUCAAGUCGAAAACUUCGAAUAUUCGUCCUAUGAAUCUCCUGUACGAGCCAGGCGAGCUGGAUGAAGGCAAAACUCCCGAACGAAUGGAUAAUGCCGAAAGCUCCUACAGCAUGGUUGGCCCGAAUACCCCUCCGGAACCGGCCCCACAAUCCCCCUCACCGGAUGUAUACGAUCCGUUCGAACCGACGAAAUCUCCCUCUCCGUCACCGCCACGGCGUGACAAUGUCUCGAUUGAGCGCCUCUCCGAUCUGGACGAUGCUGUUCUUCCGUCCAGCAGUGGCAAACCGGACGGCCCAGAUUCCGGUACUGGUGACCCGAAGGCCGAUUCUCAGAACCAGGACGAAGCUAUAUCCGGUGAAGUCGAUGCUCCACGGGGCAACAAAAUCACAAUCCUUAGCAACAUUGUUAUCAGUCAACCGACGAACAGCGUCUCGGGCGUUGUCAGCGGUUCCGGUGUCGUGUCCGCAAGCCAAAACAACGGUGGCGAUGACUCGGACGUGAUCUUCGAUGACUUUGUUUCCUCGUCGGCUCCAGUGCCCAGCAGCAAUGUCGGUUACAGCACUUCCGGUGCCAACCAGUCGACAAACCCCAUCAAAUCGUACAGCACGGCGGCCAACUCGUCGAGUUUGAUCUCGAAACUGCCACUGCCGCCGGGAGCUACCGCGGGUCAGAAAUUCAACGACUUUAUCAAUCCAACCGAUUCGCCGUACUCGCCGGGGGCGAGUGACUUUGACGAUCUGUUCGAGGCGGGUGGCGAGUUGGAUUCGCCUCCGGCGGCACCAGUCAAGCAGUCCUACAAACCGACCAAGAUUCUCUCGAAGGGAGCCAAGAAGGGCGGCGGCGGCACGUUUGAUACGUUGUUUGGAAGCUCGCCUGCCAAUAACUUCAAACGGGGCAAGAAGCAUAAGCGAAGAGCCAAGGCGAAGGGUGACGAUGAUGAAGAUCUUUCCAAAUUGUCCACGAAGGAUAGGUUCCUCAAGAAAUUGAACCGAUUGGAACGGGUGGUGGAAGAGGUUAAACUGGUCAUUAAACCAUUCUACAAUAAGAAACAAAUCAACAAGGACGAGUACAAGGACAUUAUGCGACGUGCUGUCCCGAAGAUUUGCCACAGCCGUACAGGGGAAAUCAACCCGAUAAAGAUCCAGAAGCUCAUCAAGGCGUACGUCCGGAAGGUCCGAGGUCGGCGACGGCUCGCCAAGAAAGGCGGACUUGCCGGUGGACCCGGACCGCUCAUGGCGCCCGGUGCAGCCAAUCCGAUUCUCAUCUAAACGGCUCUCGCGGCUGAAUCAUUUCUGCACCAGUACUUGGACGAAGAGGUUCCCCCUCCUUUCCGCAACUCCAGCAAUAUACCCGGUAACAGCAAGCAGAACGUCACACACAGACACACUCAUACACAGCAAUACACACAUACACACAAACCCUCUAUUCCCGUACUGACUCCACGGGAUGGUGUAAGAGCAUGAACGGACAGUGCAAGCAAGUUAAAAUUUGGUAAACGUUUUUGUUUUUGCUUCAUUUUUUACUUCGUUUUCCACACGAACAAACUCUUGGUGUCGCAAGGAGAACAGCAGACGUAGUCCUACGUCAAAAUGGGUGAAUUGUAAGGCAGUGCACCAGACACUGCUUGAUGCAUUCGAACGUUCUCGCGCUCGCUUGAGGGCGUUCAUUCGGCGGAAGAUUGCAUGAAACGUUUGUGAACAGUGUUUUCUUCCAUUGAAAGAAAGCUGUCACAUUUAGGCAGGAACACAAAUGAUUGUAAAAAAAAUGAUUGAACAAAUUUAUUAAGUGAAGAAAAAUAUGCAUCUACUUGGAGCAUAAGGAUUCCUUAUCGAAUGAAACGACUAGUUUUUUUGUUGUUGUAUAGAGUUAAGUAAAAAAUAGAACACACGAUCACGCAUCAAAUUCACUCAUAAUUGUGGUAGAAAGUUGCUACACAAGAAAGUCUAGUAAAAAGGGUAUUUAUAAAAAUUAUCAUAAUAAAAUAUUUAUUGAAUAUACAACAAUUACUAGAGGUUAGCGUAAGCUGAGUAGAUCGUGCUAAUUAUAGAGACUAUUCUCUUAUUAAGGUACAGUAUCAAUGUAAAGUUUGUCCAAUUACAAUCUAGCUACCGUGUGUCAAAAAAAUGUCAGUACAGCUAUUUUUAUUCACAAAUAUGUUUUUCGAAGCUUUCAUCUCCAAUGUUUCAGUAACAAAACUAAACAGUUUUAUAUUUCACCAAAACACUCCUUAGUACAUGAGAUUAGAUUGGUCAAAUUUGAACUUUUAAUACAACUUUAGCCAAUCUUAAAUUUCAGAACUUGGUGAUUUAAAUGAGAUAUUUCUGAAAAAAAAAAAUCUGUACAGACAUUUUUAACAACACGUCGGCAUUGUCUGAAGCUAACCAAGUUCACAAAGCCCUGCUUGUUAUUCCUUCGAUAUGAUCUUAUAAAAUGCAAAACAUCAAACACUCCGCCGAAAAACCGCUACUGGAUUGUACUAUUCCAGAGGGCAACACGUGCAAAUAUACACAGAAGGAAAGACAGAGAAAACAUACAUCAUCCUUUCCACAAAACUUGCUUGACACCGGAGUCUUCGCCGUAGACAGAGCGUAAACCGGCGGCCGAUUGUAAAAAAAAACCUGUCGAAAUUAGUCUACUUAUUGCGCAGUUCGGUAGAUGAGUAACACAGACAGGAUGAUCCCAAAUGAACAUACCACACAGCAAACAGCCGCCGCCUCCGCCGUAAGGUUUAAGCAUUCAAGCGUAAGGUUUAGCCUUUCCACAAUACUACUACCUACUACAAUUAAAAACAAGUGAGUAAUUUUAAAAUUUGUAGUAUUGCCUAUGAGGAACACAUGAAUUCAUCUAAAUACACAACAGAGGAAAUGCUAAAUAAAAAUAAAUAGUUUAAGAAUAAAA